GCAUUUACUGUUACCUAUGGAAGCACAACAAAGAUCUCCCACAAAAACAGGUUGCUGUGCCUCUCCAUAUCCUGCACUGUUUUAGCAUCAUUUAAAGAGAGCAACUGUCUGCCUUUGUGUAACAUCCUGACUCCUUCUGCAUGUGAAGCCUGUGAGAUUCCUCUGUUUAUUCCCCCUGCUAUAUAGUCUAAGAGAGCUUCCAUUCCAACAAACACGGAAUAAUGGCUUCCUUCUGUCAUGACAUAUGUAGUUUCCGGUGCACCUGCCGUCAGACGAAACAUGAACAAAGGGACCAAACUCCUGUCAUUGCAGUGCAACAGCCUCAAACUGUGGUCAAUGUGCAGGCUAAUCCUGUCAUGACGGCUAAUCCAAGGUCUUCUCCACCUUCUGUUGGCGUUCAAAACCCUGCUCAAAACCCAGAAAUGUUUCACAACUUUCCUCCUUGGUUUCAAAACCCUUCUCAGUUUCCUGGUGGUAAUCAAAACCCUCCUCAGAAUCCUACUGGGUAUCAAAACCCUCCUCCGAAUCCUACUGGGUAUCAAAAACCUCCUCAGAAUCCUACUGGGUAUCAAAAACCUCCUCCGAAUCCUACUGGGUAUCAAAACCCUCCUCCGAAUCCUACUGGGUAUCAAAACCCUACUCAGAAUCCUACUGGGUAUCAAAACCCUCCUCAGAAUCCUACUGGGUAUCAAAAACCUCCUCCGAAUCCUACUGGGUAUCAAAACCCUCCUCCGAAUCCUACUGGGUAUCAAAACCCUCCUCCGAAUCCUACUGGGUAUCAAAAACCUCCUCCGAAUCCUACUGGGUAUCAAAACCCUACUCAGAAUCCUACUGGGUAUCAAAACCCCCCUCAAAAUACUGGUGGGUUUGAAACUCAUCAUCAAAGUCCUGCUGAGUAUCUAAACCUUUGUCAAAGUCCUGAUGGGUAUCAAAACUCUCCUCAAUGUCUUACAGAGUCUCAGAAAUCUGUUACAGAACCCGAUGCUUAUAAUUCCUAACAACAUCUGAGCAAACUUGUAAAUAAUGAAAUCUGCUCAGAUCAGCCAUGAUCAUGUUGGUGUAUAACAGGAUUCUGUACUCUAUUCAAAAAUUUAUUCGACUCUUAACACUUCAAAAAAAGUGUUGAGCUUGAGUUGUUUCAGUUCAUAUGUAUAUUUACAUUAUUAUAGACAAUGUAUAACUACUUCAUUAAUUUGUAGAUCUAAACUCAUCAAUAACAAAAAAAGAAAUAAAAAUUGAGUGACUGGA
This is a messenger RNA of Gambusia affinis (western mosquitofish), 1248 nucleotides long. RefSeq names its product leucine-rich repeat extensin-like protein 3. The coding region runs from base 222 to 998 and encodes 258 amino acids. NCBI's taxonomy places the organism in Eukaryota, Metazoa, Chordata, Actinopteri, Cyprinodontiformes, Poeciliidae. The record is from RefSeq and is a predicted model, not a curated record. The transcript has 3 exons.